This is a messenger RNA of Penicillium cataractarum, 1203 nucleotides long. RefSeq names its product PH domain-containing protein. The record is from RefSeq and is a predicted model, not a curated record. The transcript has a single exon. Bases 1 to 1203 code for a protein of 400 amino acids. NCBI's taxonomy places the organism in Eukaryota, Fungi, Ascomycota, Eurotiomycetes, Eurotiales, Aspergillaceae.
AUGAGUCAAGUACUUGCUCGUCCCUUGGCUCUGGAGGGGCAGAGCUCCAAAUCCUCCGCCAUCCCAGUCCCUGAUGCUCUCUCUCGUCUCCGCCCGCCCCCCUCCCGCAACGGCCAAAUCAAUGUCGACACUUUCUCCCCCGUCAACGAGAAUGGCAGCUUCGAAUUCGAUCGCGUCCUGAAGACCGGUCGGGUCUCCCGGCGCGUCAAGCACAAGCACGUCUUCCGAGCCUCGUGGAAACCCGCCUACCUCGUCCUACGCCCGAAUCUGUUGUCUGUCUACAAAGACGAGGAAACCACCCGUCUCCGCGUCUCCAUCUCCCUCUCCGAAGUCACGGCCGUCGCUCCCGUCAAGUCCCCACGCUCCAAUCGCAAGCACGUCUUUGGCAUCUUUACCCCUUCCAAGAAUUACCGUUUCGAAGCCCUGUCGGAACGCGAUGCCGAAGACUGGAUUAAUCGCAUCCGCGGCGAAACUCCCGCCGACGAAGACGAAGCCGCCUUUCUCGCUCUAUCCAGGAAACGAGAACCACCCGCUAUCCAGAAACAAUUGAUCGAGGAUACCACCGAACAUUCUGAUUUCGAGGGUGCCAGCGCUGGGGCAGGCCGAGCUAGCUCCCCCGAAUUCGGCCAUCGAUUGUCAACAAGCGCCCGCGCCCGCAAACCCCCUUACACACAGGAUUACUCGGGCAACGAGAUCACCUCCUACUCAGAGCUCUCGGAUAAUGGGGGCCCUCCGACUCGAAACAGCCGUCUGCGGUCAAUGCCAUCAAUUCACACCCUGUCUCUCUCGGCACCAGAGGACAAACCCAUGUCCCUGCCGCGAGAUACGAGCCGUCCGUCCGAUCUGGCAAUCCUACGGGACCCGGAGCGAGUGGUUUGCCAAGGCUAUCUACAGGGGCUCCGGAUCAAGGGCACGGUGCGUCAGUGGAAACGGCUGUGGGUGGUCUUGCGGCCGAAGAGUCUGGCUUUCUACAAGGAUGACCAGGAAUAUUCGGCCAUCAAGAUCAUCUCCAUGUCCCAGGUGAUCGAUGCGGCGGAGGUGGACCCCAUGUCACGGUCCAAGACUUUUUGCAUGCAGAUCAUUGCCGAGGAGAAAACGUAUCGCCUUUGUGCUCCGGAUGAAGAGUCCCUUGCGCGAUGGCUAGGCUCGUUGAAGAGUAUUCUUGCCCGUAAGAAGCUCGAGGCUGGGCCGUCCGCGGUGUAA